Messenger RNA from Hyalella azteca, 6898 nucleotides. RefSeq names its product zinc finger SWIM domain-containing protein 8 homolog. The record is from RefSeq and is a predicted model, not a curated record. Gene Ontology annotation, molecular function: zinc ion binding. Gene Ontology annotation, cellular component: Cul2-RING ubiquitin ligase complex. The coding region runs from base 286 to 6354 and encodes 2022 amino acids. The transcript has 22 exons. Lineage: Eukaryota; Metazoa; Arthropoda; Malacostraca; Amphipoda; Hyalellidae.
CCAUCCUGUUUAUCAUUUUUAGAUUUCAUCAUGAAGAAAUCCAAAUCAUGUCAAUCCAGAAUAAAUUUAGUAUCCCUGUCAUAAUCCUCUGAUGCUGUUGCUAAUAGAACUUUCCCAUGAAGUUUUCUCGGUAAACUUGCUGCUGAACCUUUUUCAAGAACUUCAUCAAUGGCAGCAAAGAUAGGUAGUAAAAUAUUAAGAAAAUGAUGAUUUUAAUUCAUUGUUGACUCAAAUAAUUGAGUAGUGAGUUUGAAAAAGGGCUUAGGAAACUAACCAUCUGUGAAAAUGAUGGACUGGGAAGAUACCGACCGGUAUUCUUUUGAAGAUUCCGAGAGAUUUGAAGAAGACUCGCUAUGCAGCUGGCUCAGUGAACCCGAGAGCCUGUGCAAUAAUUGGAGGGGGUGGAAGAAGCAGGUGUCUCAAGGGCAGUGGAAUGCUGUGCCGUCAACCAGAAAAAACCUAAACAGUGGGGAGGUGUUAUCACUUGCCGAGCUUGCAGCCCGCACCGUGGCUUACAACAUCCCCUUUGAGGCAGUAGAGCAACGCAUGCCUGUUAUCCCUGAGCAAAUUCAGCUCUGGAUCGGAUUUUGGAGCUUCCCUGACAGUGAAGAUGAUAUUCGUCUCUACUCGUGCCUUGCUAACGGCAACGCAGACGAGUUCAUUAAGGGAGAGAACCUUUACAAGAGAGAAAAGAGCGCCCAGGAGAUAAUACAAAUAGGAUUCCACCUAUCAGCACUAGUGGUGGUGGCGUCAGGCAUGAAGGGCAAGUUUAAAGUGGCAGUCACGUUUGACCGCGGCCGCAUCAUUGCGUGUAACUGCACGUGUGGCUCUACUGCCUCGUGGUGUGCUCAUGUGGUUGCCGUCUGUCUUCAUCGCAUUCACCAGCCGCGCGACGUAUGCCUGCGCGCGCCAGUGAGCGAGAGCUUGUCUCGCCUGCAGCGUGAUCAGCUGCAGAAGUUUGCUCAAUAUCUCAUCAGUGAACUGCCUCAGCAGAUACUGCCUACUGCACAGAGACUUAUUGAUGAAAUACUGUCUUCUACACCCUCUGACAUCAACACGGUAUGCGGAGCUCCUGACCCGACGGCUGGGGCCAGCGCAGCUGACAAGAGCGCCUGGUGGCUGGAUGAAGGCAACCUGCGGGACAACAUCCAGAAGAUUGUCGUAAAGUUCUGUGUGCCUUCUCCUAUGGUGUACAGUGACGUGAACUACCUGAGCUCGACCGCGCCGCCAGUGGCAGCAGAAUGGCAGUCUCUGCUGCGUCCUCUACGUGGUCGGGAGCCUGAAGGCAUGUGGAACUUGCUGAGCAUCGUGCGGGAGAUGUUCAAACGUCACGACCAUAACGCUGUACCUCUACUUACCAUCAUCACUGAGGAGUGCAUCAAGACUGAGAAGGUGCUUGUGUGGUGGUAUAACACGCGAGUAGCGCUGCACACCGGCAUCGCUGGACAUGGCGGCAAGAACAGCAUGAGCAGCAGCAGCCACAGCAGUCAGUACGCCUGCAGCUCUUUGUGUGACGAGGUCGUCGUGCUGUGGCGUCUGGCUGCUCUCAACCCCGCACUCUCACCCGGCGAGCGACUUCUGCUCAUGGAGAAGCUCAAGGAGUGGCACCUUAAGGUCCUCGAUAAGGUCGAUAAGAGCAAAGAGUCCAUCGGCAACAAUGGCAACAGCAAUUACAAUGGAAACAACGGUGGGACGACACGUCGCGAUAUUGACAUGUUCCCUGGCUUCCGUUCGGCCAUCAAAGCUUGCCUCUUGGACUGGAGUGACUAUCCUUUGCUUGGGAUUACUUAUUCCCCUUCCCGGUAUUAUUCCCCUGUCUUGGGAUGUGAUAAUAAAUCUAGUUUCGCGUCAUUCCCUAAAGGAGGGGAUGCCAUCAGGCCCGGGACUUCUUACCGUGGGGAUAAAUCCCGAUGCCGGACACACCGUAGUGUUGGGGCCCGAGGGGUGAACCCCUCAAGGGGAGCCACUUGGGGGUCUGGAGCCCGGGAUGGGGCUGGGGGUCUCCAGCAAUCUGCUUCUAGCAGCAGCAUGAGCAGCGAGGGGUUCUGUGAUAACGAACCCACAAGAGACGGUGACUCACCACAACCUGAACCUAUUCCUCGAUCCCAUAACCGCGGUGAACGAAGACUGGGAGCACCUAGAGGCCGAGCUGGGACUUCAACUGGAGGAGAUCGUCGUGGGGCAUUUGGGGGACGUACCGUUGGAGUUUCAUACCAUGGGAACUCUGAUGCUAGCGUUGCCCAGUGGGUAAACUCCCACCAACGCAGACCAGUACACCAGCAACCCCAGAACGGCGGUGGCGUUAGGAACAACGCUCCCCAACAACAGCCCCAAGCCCAUGAUGAUCCCGGCGCUAACCCUCCCCUUGCCGCGGCCGGUGCUGGUAACUCUGGAGGAGCAGCAGGCGAAAACAACAUCGUUGAUGUUUUCUGUAAUUUACGAAAACUUGACGAUCCUUCGGAAAUUCUGCUGGCCAGGGCAGAAGGUUUGCAUGCCCAUGGACACCUUCAGGAGGCUAGUGCCGUGGCCGUGAGACUCGCUGAGGAACUCCUGGCAUCGCCUCCCAACCUGCUGCUGGACCCACUUCCUACGUCUGUUGUUAGGAACAAGAGGAAGAAGAUUCAUCCGGCGUCUCAUCAAUCGACGAUAUUAGCGUCGGCAACGCUCGGCAAAUGUGCAUUCCUAUGCAGUGUGCUGGCCGAUCUACCGCAGCACACGCAUCUUGCGUUCAAACUCGCACUCUUUGGGCUGGAGAUGCCACGUCAUCCUGCUAGUACUAAACCACUGGAGGUAAAGCUGGCACAUCAGGAGCUGGAGUUGGUGCACCAGCUGAAGCGCAUGGCGCUGGGAGGUCGCGAGCUGAACGUCAUCAGGGAGAAAGCUGAGGAACUGCGCUAUGGCUCUUUGCGGUCCCGCGGACACGCUCUACUUCCCCUAAUGCUGGCCACCUUCGUCUUUGAUGCUCUUGUUAAUCCCAACGGAGUGUCUCGCUGCAGCGAAGGGCCGUGGGGCGUGGACGCCGUGUCACGCGCCAGCGACGAAACUGCAGGUUUUGAGGCCGCCGUCGCCGCCCUCGCCAUGAAGGCUAACGUCAGCGAGGCUGAACAUCCACUUCUGUGUGAAGGAACCCGAAAACAGCGUGGUGAGUUGGCCCUGACGCUGUUAACGCACUACAAGGACGACCAGGCUCGUCUGAACGUAAUCAUGGACAAGUUCUUGGACAAGGAAGUUCAUCAGAUGUACAAGAGUCCUUCCAUGCCGCCCGCUUUCUAUGCGCCUCUACAGCAAAUGACGACUGCCCCCCUUGCGGUACCUGCUACCAACAGCCUUGAUACGGACAUGUCAAAAGCGGGGUCAACAUCUGGCACCCCGCCUUCUGUCAACGGGCGUUUAUGUUUACCCCCAUCUACUCUCCCCUCUUCAUCCCCAUCAUCUCCCCUCCCUUCAACGCCUUCCUCAACUGCCCCUCUGGAUCACGGCUUGGGGUGCCUGAGCCUCAACACUGAGGGAGGCGUGAGGACAAAAGAAGACUCCGGUGGCGGUAAAAGUUCUUCUAAUGGAGACGACAGCGGUGCAGCAGCAGCGGUGGCUGGAGGCUCGAAUGCUGCUGUUGAAGGCUGGGAAGAACAAUACAAGGCCUGGGCUCAGAAGAACGGCAAACAUGGCAAGAAGAAAGGUUGUGGCAUCCACGCAGCGUCAGACUCAGGAUCGUCUGGCAAUUCUUCAGACAGCGUCGCCUCGUGCAGCAGCACCGACAAGGCUGUGCCUGAGAACAAGACUCUGGACCCAAGCCAGCUGAGCUCCCAAGUUGUUCGUCCGCAAUUGCCUCCUACUCCCGACCCCUUGACUUCCGUACGACAUCCUCCGCCGAAUUCUUACGGCAAAGGCGUUCGCUACAAAGGCAAGCGAGCUUACCCAACUCUACCCAACCAACCAUCAGAAGCUAAUGCAUACUUCAUGUUUGAAAUGGCCAAGACUGUGCUCAGUAAGGCUGGUGGAAACAGCAGCAGUUCUCUCUUCAAGCAACCAAGCAAUAGUCAGAACCACAGAGGCCCUCAUCGCGCUUUACAAAUGUGUGCAUUCCAAAUAGGUUUAUAUGCUCUAGGUUUGCACAACUGCGUAUCACACAAUUGGCUCUCAAGAACCUAUUCGUCUCACGUGUCGUGGAUUUCGAAUCAGGCUAUUGAAAUUGGUGCCUCUGCUUUAUCCUUCUUGAUCAACACUUGGGAGGGCCAUUUAACCCCCCAAGAAGCAGCUAGCAUCGCAGACAAAGCUUCUCGGGGAUGUGACUCAAACACUAUCCGUGAAGCUGCUCGCCUAGCUUUGUCAUGUCUUCCUCACUCACACGCACUCAACCCUAACGAGAUCCAGCGCGCUAUAAUUCAAUGCAAAGAACAGAGCCCUGCAAUGCUGGAACACGCUUGCUCCGCCAUCGAGAGUGCCGCUAAAGGCGGUGGAAGUGGAGGUGUCUAUCCUGAAGUUCUGUUUGAAGUGGCCAGAUGCUGGUUCCAGCUGUACGAGUCUAGGGCAAGGCUGCUUCCUCGUAACACAAUCAUCGUGGCUGGGGGACCCAUGGAAAUGGCUCUGGAUUCUACUCAGCAAUCAGGAUAUCCACCUAACCUUGACCUUACCAUCGCAUCAAACCAACCUCUUCAUACCGUUCCGCAGAUUGGAGGCGUGCUGCCUUCGCCGAAUAGUCUUUUGGGCAACAACAACAUAACUAUGGCAAGCAGCAACAUGGCUGCCAAGCCUCAUCACCCAGUACCACAGAUGCAACCACAUCAACAGAUGCAGCAACCUCAGCAGAUGCAACAACCCCAACAGAUGCAGCAACCACAACAGAUGCAGCAACCUCAGCAGAUGCAGCAAUCUCAACAGAUGCAACCACAACAGCAGAUGCAACAACAACAGCAAAUGCAACCACCACAACAGAUGCAGCAACCACAGCAAAUGCAACCACAACAGAUGCAGCAACCACAACAGAUGCAGCCACCUCAGCAGCUACCACAGCAGAUGCAACAGCACAUGCCGCAGCCACAUCAGCUGCAACAGGCACAGCAGUUGCAGCCGCAACAACAGUUGCAACAAGCCCAGCAGUUGCAACAGGCCCAGCAGUUGCAACAGGCACAACAGUUGCAACAAGCACAACACUCCUGUGCGUACAGACCCACAACGUACAGCAACAACAAUCCCUUUAGUGCUGCAACUGUUGCAACGCCGUACGCUUUCCGGUGCAGCUUCGUGCCCACGGUUGCCACGCACAAUAUCAUGCACGGACACAUGCCCUUCCCGAUGUACGUGCAGCCAAGCCCCGGCCCCGGCAGCGCCAAUCCCGCGGUGGGCAGCGUAGUGGCCAGCGGCGCCCCUCCUCUGCACUACUGCUCUCCUCCACACACUGCGGCUCUGCACCUCCUGCAGCAGCCAAGCGGAGGCGGUCCAGCACAAAACAGCGUGGCUGGCAUGCCUUCAAACAUGGCCCCAAUGAUGCAGCCUCCCCUAAACCCCCAUCAGGGGGCUGGUCUCUACUCUGUGCCCGCGGGCUUCCAAGCGGGGGCUCAAAGCACUCCCCCACCUCCGUACAUGGGGGGUGCCCCUAACCCACAGGGAAUGCAGCCCCCGCUCCUCGCCCGUCCCUUUUACCACCAGCCUGCCUUGCCACCGCCAGCGUCUAUGCAACACGCCGCCCCUCAGGGACAGCAAAUUCAACAGCAGCAACAACAGGUGGCGAGAACGCGCGGUGCAGAGCAGCAGCAGCAGCGUAGCGUAGAGUACCUGAUGAACGCGUACCGCGUCGGUAUGCUGGCCAUGGAGACUCUGGCACGACGUGUUCAGGAUGACCGACCUCAGAAUAAAUACGCACCACAUCCUCCCUAUGGCGAAGAAAUUAAAUGGUUGCUCGGAGUGGCCAAGAAACUUGGUAAUCAAUACCUGCACCGCUUCUGUUUGUGCUGCGUUAACAGCGUCGUCUCUCCCUUCGUGCUGUUCGAGCUCGCACAAGAAGUGUCACAUUACCUCUCCCGUCAACAACAGCAACAACAACAACAACAGCAGCAACAGCAACAACAACAACAGGCUAUGUAUCAACACCAACUCAGAUCAUCGCCGAUUCUGCAGCCUCUCGUGCAGAAAUGUCAGCAAAUGUUCAUCCAGUGCUGCCACAUGAAGCUGUACUACAUCACAGCGUCUGACUAUGAUGAGUUUGUUAACAUCAUGUGCACCGCACGCAAGGCCUUCCAGAUGACUCCUACAGGCCUUGUGCAGUUCAAUGAACUUCUUCAGUCUCUACGCAGGUCGAAAUGCUGCAAAAAGGAACUGUGGCAGAUGCUCUCUGCCACCCUCAACCAGGGAGGAUGACGUCGCUCCUCAGCGCUGCUCAUAUCCCUGCUGUGCUUGCCUGCACAUCCAUCCAGUGCUGUGGUGCCACAGCAAUUAGAUGCUGUGGUGAUACCGCCUUCCAGUGCUGUAACAUUACAGCCCUCAAGUGCUGUGGUGAUGCCAAGUGCUGCUGUGGUGAUGCCAAGUGCUGCAGUGGUGAUGCAUUUAAAAGAGGCACUCCACCCACGCUGUGUUUCCCGCCGUUAAUGUUAUGCUGCCAUAUUUGCCAACUAUUAAAUCUCCCUCCAUCGAUUCGGUUUCGUUGUCGUCUUCCUAGUGCAUUAACUUUUGAGUACAUUUGACCUGUCGCCGAAUAAUUUCUGGCAUUCAUUUUUGUUCUACGGUAAUUUCCGUAGAAUUGCUCACUGUCUUAAUAAAACAAUAAGUUUAAUUUAAAUGCCCGAUAUUAGAGUAAAUUUUUCAUCUGUUAUUUCAUUACAGCGCUAUUUUAUUACGACCAUUAUUCUUGUUACUGUAAUAGCAGUUAACGUUUGUGCUUGAUUAGGUUGUCAUUGCUACUUUU